This is a messenger RNA of Williopsis jadinii, 777 nucleotides long. RefSeq names its product Ctk3p (gene CTK3). The transcript has a single exon. Lineage: Eukaryota; Fungi; Ascomycota; Saccharomycetes; Phaffomycetales; Wickerhamomycetaceae. Gene Ontology annotation, biological process: positive regulation of DNA-templated transcription, elongation; positive regulation of transcription by RNA polymerase I. Bases 1 to 777 code for a protein of 258 amino acids. The record is from RefSeq and is a predicted model, not a curated record. Gene Ontology annotation, cellular component: CTDK-1 complex.
AUGGAUCCGUUUGAAGCAAGGCUACAAUUUUCACAGAUGAUGGAAACGAUGUCAUCGUUUUCACAGACAAUUUUGAAGGCGAUAAACUUUGCCCUCAAAAAUCAAGACCUUCAUGAAGACUUCCACUCUGUUGUUCUGGAGAUCUUGGACAGAUUGGACUUCAAUGCCCGGAUAAAUGUCCUCUAUUUCCUCGAGGCACUGAUACGAUACAUCUCAAAUAGUGCAAACUUCAAAGAUUCACGUGUGCCCUAUGUUGAUAACCUCGAGCGUGAUUGGAAACUCAUCCUCUCAAAAGUCAUUGGUGAUGAUUUGGUUAACCUUAACAGCUGUGUGGAUGUGCAACGUGAGGUUGAGAGAGUGCUGGGUAAACAGAACCGAGAUUUGAGUAAGAUGUAUGAUGACUUGACGUUGGAGAAUCUGGUUGUAAAGUCAGAAGAGUCUGAAGGGUUUAGAGCUGCAUGGUCGUUCCUAAUAUCAAAGAAAAGACAAGGUAUUCGUGACAGAUUACAAUUGAUCCACGACCCAGAGACAGCACACAUAGGAGACAGCCUUUCGUCAAAGCCAACGAAGGAACAAAUAUUGAAACGCAUUGAAAAUGAUAGAGAACGUAACAAGAGACUUAAAGAGACAAACUGGGUCGUAGCCAGACCCUUAGGCAAGCCAGAUAUUCCCGAAUUUGAAAGAAUCUGGAACCAAUACCAGGCCUUGGACGAAGAUGACUAUUUACAGCUCAAAGAACUUCAACAGGUUGUUAGAGAAAGUUAUCAAGUACUAUAA